UAUUCGGGACAUUGUUGUGUUAAGAGAAACAUAGGCUUUGUGUAUGGUUUCCUAUUUCAAGUUAUUUAUCACUUGUUUUAUAUCAUUAUUUAAUAAUGAUAGCAAUUUAACAAGAUAUUAUAUAAAUAUAUGUAUAUAUAUACUGGUUUUCUAUUUGUUUUUUAAUAGUUAGUUAGACUAAGAUAUGUUUCCACCCUGCAUUUUAACGUUAGUUUAACAUUUAAAACGUGUUAAUUAAGUUGUUGCGUGUUAGCCUACACUGCAUGCAAAUUUUGAAUAAUACAUAUUUGUUUAAGUUGCAGUUUCUGCGAAGACUAAGCUUACAGUGCGCACAGGUACAAAGGGCAGGUAACAGAAAAGGUGUCUCAAUAUGGGCGACAACCCUGACUUUGAUGAUGAAGAAAUUAAAGAAGAUAACAUUUGUCUGGAUCUGGGAAAAACGAACCCUUCCAAAUCCGUGGACUUGGAGGAACAAAUCGAAUGCACGAGCAUCCCGAAUGUGAACAAGGUCAAUACAACUACUACGCAUUUAUACAAAAGGAGAUGGGUGAUGGUGUUCCUUUUCAGCUCUUAUUCCCUGUGCAACGCAUUUCAAUGGAUCCAAUACGGAAUAAUUAACAAUAUUUUUAUGAAAUUCUACAAUGUAGACUCUUUUGCCAUCGACUGGAUGUCAAUGAUCUAUAUGUUGACAUAUAUUCCCUUUAUAUGGCCUGUCUCCUGGCUUUUGGACAAAAAAGGACUGCGGCUCAUAGCAUUGAUGGCCACCGCCAUUAAUUGCCUUGGGACAUGGAUCAAGGUGGCCAGCGUUAAGCAAAACCUAUUUUGGGUGACCAUGCUUGGACAAUUCGCAGGCUCCCUAUCACAGGUAUUCAUCCUUGGGAUGCCUUCCCGCCUAGCAUCGGUUUGGUUUGGCUCUGAAGAGGUGUCCACCGCCUGUUCCAUCGGCGUAUUUGGGAAUCAGAUGGGCAUUGCCAUUGGCUUUCUGGUGCCGCCCAUCCUCGUGCCAAAUGUUGAUGAUAUGGAUGAUCUGGCAUACCACAUCAGCAUCAUGUUCUACAUCACUGCUGGAAUGGCCACUGUGAUCUUCAUCCUCGUAGUCUUCAUGUUCCAAGAGAAGCCGGAAAUCCCUCCCACCCUGGCUCAGGUCCAGGCCAGGAGCACCCCUCCAGAAGAGUACUCCUACAUGGCCUCUAUCCUGAGACUGCUGCGUAACUUACCCUUCAUGCUCCUUGUUAUCAGCUAUGGGCUGAAUGUCGGUUGUUUCUAUGCUGUUUCCACACUGCUGAACCGGAUGAUUAUAGAGCAUUAUCCAGGUGAAGAGGUGAAUGCUGGGAGAAUCGGCCUCACCAUUGUCAUUGCCGGGAUGGUGGGGUCCCUCAUAUGUGGGAUCUGGUUGGACAAGACCAAAACCUACAAGCAGACUACCCUGGCUGUGUAUCUCAUGUCCUUCGUGGGAAUGGUGGUCUAUGCCUUCACUCUGAACUUAGGCCACCUAUGGGUGGUGUUUGUGACAUCAGGGGCUCUAGGGUUCUUCAUGACUGGGUACCUGCCACUUGGCUUUGAGUUUGCUGUGGAGCUGACCUUCCCAGAGGGUGAGGGCACCUCCUCAGGCCUGCUCAACUGUUCAGCUCAGAUAUUUGGGAUCAUAUUCACCAUCGGUCAAGGGAAGAUCAUAGACCACUUUGGCACAUUCGCUGGGAACAUCUUUUUAUGUGUCUUCCUCCUCAUAGGGACCAUUAUGACAGCAUUCAUCAAGUCUGACCUCCGACGGCAAAAGGCCAACCAUCUGGCUGAGAAUCAGGUGGCGAGUGCUGCAGGCUCCCCGUCUCGGGUACAGGACUACGGGGCCACAGCACCCAGCAGCCCUCAGGAGCAGCAGUCCUGACACUAACCUCACUAAAACCCAAACACACACCAGCCAAGAAACUGCCAGGUCACCCACAGGACGGCCUCUCACAGCCAACUACACUGAAGGACAUCAAAGUAUAAGGAGGACAUCCAGUUGAACGGGUGUGAAAAGAAAGAAAUCCCAUCAUACACUUGGAAUCACACAGGUUCUCCCUCUACAGCAAAUUACUCGUCAGAAGAUAACUGGUUUGAUUAUCAAGCACAACCAAGCGUAUUUCUAUUUUUUUGUGCUGAUAAUUCAUAUUUAACUGUCACUUUUUGAGAGUACACUAUGAAUUGUUAAUAUUUUCAUUUUGGUUUCUCUAGCUUUAAAUGUCUCCAAUCUAAAUAUUAUAAAUGUUGAUGUCUGUGCAUUUUUAUAUGAGCAAUAUUCAAACGGUGCUUUUUGUUUCCUGACAUUUGACCAAUACCAUACUGGAACAGAAAGUAUUAAUGUAACUGCUCUAUUUUUGGAAUUUGUUAACGUUAGUUAAAAUUAGACUACAGAUUCAGUGGUUUCAGUUGAAUGGAAGUCUGUUCAGAGGGCCGAGCCGAUCCAGUCAAGCCAACUCACCUAGUGGCUUAACAGGAUUUUGAGAUUGCUAUCUGCCAUAUAGGAUUACAAGGAGAUAAUUGUGAGUAAAUCAAAUCAAAUCAAAUUGUAUUUGUCACAUGCGCCGAAUACAACAGGUAGACCAGGUAGACCUUACAGUGAAAUGCUUACUUACAAGACCUUAACCAACAAUGCAGUUUUAAGAAAAAUACAUGUUGAGUAAAAAAUAGAUAAGUAUAAAAUAAUAAAUAAAAGUAACAAAUACUGCUGAUAAUGGUGAAUAUGUUUGAUACUCUGCAUCUGAGUAUGUCUCAUAAGGACUCAACCUCUUUAACCACAUUCUUAGAACUUUAGGACUAUUCUAUUUAAUAUUUACCUGCAUUGACUUGUUAAACAGCCUUUAAAGGAACACAAUGAUAACAGAACGUGAGCAAAAAAUCAUUAGUGUGGCGAGAGACAAUCCAAUGGACUUUUUGGAAGUAGGCUAGUGUUGUAUUUUCUAAAAUAUAUUAUUAUUUUGACCUGUAGAUUUGUUACUGAGAAACCUUUUUUAUCUGCUUAUUUGACUUGAUGUGUUGCGGUUAGAAGUUGUCCAGUGAUUUUUAUUUUUAAUGAUUGUGUAAUCUUAUAAGAAGUGUUUUUCACUCAAAUGAUACAGUAUAUUGUUAAGUAUAAUCAUUGUAUACACAGUACCAGUCAAACGUUUUGACACACCUACUCAUUCAAGGGUUUUAUUUAGUUUUACUAUUUUCUACAUUGUAGAAUAAUUGUGAAGACACCAAAGCUAUGAAAUAACACAUAUGGAAUCAUGUAGUAAGCAAAAAAGUGUUAAACAAAUCAAAAUAUAUUUCAUAUUUGAGAUUCUUCAAAGUAGUCAUCCUUAACCUUGACAGCUUUGCACACUCUUGGCAUUCUCUCAACCAGCUUCAAAAGGCAGUCACCUGGAAUGCAUUUCAAUUAACAGGUGUGCCUACUUAAAAGAACAAGUCCAUAUUAUGGCAAGAACAGCUCAAAUAAGCAAAGAAAUUACAGUCCAUGAUUACUUUGAGACAUGAAUGUCAGUCAAUGCAGAACAUUUCAAGAACUUUGAAAGUUUAUUCAAGUGCAGUCACAAAAACCAUCAAGCUUUAUGAUGAAAUUGGUUCUCACGAGGACCGCCACAGGAAAGGAAGGCCCAGAGUUACCUCUGCUGCAGAGGAUAAGUUCAUUGGAGUUACCAGCCUCAGAAAUUGCAGCCGAAAUAAAUGUAUCAGAGUUCAAGUAACAGACACGUCUCAACAUCAACUGUUCAGAGGAGAAAUCACUACUAAAGGACACCAAUAAUAAGAAGAGACUUGCUUGGGCCAAGAAACACGAGCAAUGGACAUUAUAAUUUGUGGAAUCUGUCCUUUGAUGAGUCCAAAUUUUAGAUUUUUCAUUCCAACCGACGUGUCUUUGUGAGACGCAGAGUAGGUGAAUGGAUGAUCUCCACAUGUGAGGUUGUGCAUGGAGGUGGUGGCGUGAUGGUGCUUUGCUGGUGACACUGUCGGAUUUAUUUUGAAUUCAAGGCACACUUAACCAGCAUGGCUACCACAGCAUUCUACAGCGAUACGCUAUCCCAUCUGGUUUGCACUUAGUGGGACUAUCAUUUGUCAAUGACCCAACACACCUCCAGGCUGCGUAAGGGCUAUUUGACCAAGAAGGAGAGUGAUGGAGUGCUGCAUCAGAUGACCUGGCUUCCACAAUCACCUGACCUCAAUCCAAUUGAGAUGGUUUGGGAUGAGUUGGACUACAGAGUGAAGGAAAAGCAGCCAACAAGUGCUCAGCAUGUGGGAACUCCUUUAAGACUGUUGGAAAAGCAUUCCAAGUGAAGCUGUUUAAGAGCAUACCAAGAAUGUGCAAAGCUGUCAAGGCAAAUGGUGGGAAUCUAAAAUCUAUUGAACACUUUUGUUACUACAUGAUUUCUUUUAUAAUUUUGAUGUAUUCACUAUUAUUGUAAAAUGCAGAAAAUAGUAAAAAUAAAGAAAGACCCUGGAAUGAGUUAAGUGUCCAAAC
Oncorhynchus masou masou (cherry salmon) is the source of this 4474-nucleotide messenger RNA. It is a transcript of the gene flvcr2a, whose product is annotated as FLVCR choline and putative heme transporter 2a. Gene Ontology annotation, cellular component: membrane. The record is from RefSeq and is a predicted model, not a curated record. The transcript has 11 exons. Gene Ontology annotation, biological process: transmembrane transport; heme export. Bases 371 to 1885 code for a protein of 504 amino acids. Gene Ontology annotation, molecular function: heme binding; heme transmembrane transporter activity. Lineage: Eukaryota; Metazoa; Chordata; Actinopteri; Salmoniformes; Salmonidae.